This is a messenger RNA of Manis javanica (Malayan pangolin), 4571 nucleotides long. RefSeq names its product NFU1 iron-sulfur cluster scaffold (gene NFU1). The record is from RefSeq and is a predicted model, not a curated record. Gene Ontology annotation, molecular function: iron ion binding; iron-sulfur cluster binding. Gene Ontology annotation, cellular component: mitochondrion. NCBI's taxonomy places the organism in Eukaryota, Metazoa, Chordata, Mammalia, Pholidota, Manidae. Gene Ontology annotation, biological process: iron-sulfur cluster assembly.
GUUGGGCCAGACCUAUCCGACGCUUGCGUACUCGGAGUAAGAUGGCGGCGGCGGUGGCUGCCCGGUUAGGCGGUGCUGCUGCUGCGGCCGCUGCCGUGGGGCUCAGCAAGCGUUUGUCAAAGCCGUGAAAAAAUAGCCCAUCGACACCUCGGUCGGAGUGAAAUAACCAAAGUUACAACACGGGAUUCUUUCACAUGAAUUCAUACACCAUUAAGAAACAGCCUUUGCAUCAGUUUAUACAAAGACCAGUUUUCCCACUACCUGCAACCUUAUAUUACACAGUGAGAUACAUGUUUAUUCAAACACAAGAUACUCCAAAUCCCAACAGUUUAAAGUUUAUUCCAGGAAAACCAGUUCUUGAGACAAGGACCAUGGAUUUUCCCACACCAGCUGCAGCAUUUCGCUCCCCCCUGGCUAGGCAGUUAUUUAGGAUUGAAGGAAUAAAAAGUGUCUUCUUUGGACCAGAUUUCAUCACUGUCACAAAGGUAAGUGAAGAAUUAGACUGGAAUUUACUGAAACCAGAUAUUUAUGCAACAAUCAUGGAUUUUUUUGCAUCUGGCUUACCUUUAGUUACUGAGGAAACAUCUUCAGGAGAAGCAGGAUCUGAAGAAGACGAUGAAGUUGUGGCAAUGAUUAAGGAAUUGUUAGAUACUCGAAUACGGCCAACUGUGCAGGAAGAUGGAGGAGAUGUAAUCUAUAAAGGCUUUGAGGAUGGCAUUGUACAGCUGAAACUCCAAGGUUCUUGUACUAGCUGCCCCAGUUCGAUCAUUACUCUGAAAAAUGGAAUUCAGAACAUGCUGCAGUUUUAUAUUCCAGAAGUAGAAGGUGUAGAACAGGUUAUGGAUGAUGAAUCAGAUGAAAAAGAAGCAAACUCACCUUAAAAUAAUUUGAGUUUUCUUUUGGCCCAGUAGUCGGACUUGUUGAUAAUAUUAUAUACCAAGCUUUUAUCUGCUAAGGAACUUGAGGAUAAUAAAAUAGACAAAUAGGCCCUUUCUUUAGAAAUAUAUAAAUAUUGAAUGUUUGUUUUACCUCACGUGAGUUAUUAAUAACAUCCUGAAUCAUCUUCUGUGCACGUGGAUUUUACCCAGGGUAUUUUGAUUUUUGUUUUUCAUUUCUAAUAGUUCCUUCUUUGCAUAAUAUGUGAAGCAGUUAAAAAUACAUCUUCUCCCAUCUAUUAAAUACAGAAGAGUGAGAAUAUCUUUAAAAAUAUGCUAACAUUACUUAGCUUUUUGUGAGAUGUUUGAAACUAUUUUUACUGAAUUUUCACAUUGGUAAAGACAAAAACAACAAUUCUGGCUUAAAAAUGGUGCCUGGCUAGUAGCCGCCAGGGUAACAGCAUGUAACUUCUCAUUAAAAGACAUACAUGCACAUAAAAAUUUACAGUGCUGAAAACUGAUAAAGAACCAAGUUCCAGAAUAUAGACAAAAUAUUCAUUGAUUAUAAGACAGAGCAGGCUGAAUUGAGAAAAACUGCUUUAGCAUGCUCAGGCUUUAUCCUUGGAGCAGAAUCUCUCUGAAAAAAAGGUGAGAAACUGCUUUGGUCCUUCUUCCACUGUCUUCUCCUGACUCAGAGAUAUGUAAUCUGUGUCAUGCCAGAAAUUUGGACAAUUAGAUACUGCUUCUUCAAAUAGCCAAAAUAGCAAGUUAUCCUUCUCUCUCAUUUUUCUGUAGUACUUCAGAGACAGUAGUUCACAGACAAUCUCAGGAAAGGAAAGAUAGUGAAAUAGCAGUGUUACAUUGUAUCCCUGGAAUUCUGGUCCCCAAAGUUUAAAAAAGGGAUGGGAACAGAACUCCAGCAGUGGUGGGUGCUGGGUGGGGAUUGAAGUUUUUAUUUGUGUCCUCUGUUUCACAGAAUUAGACAGCAGAUUUGCAGAAUUUGUUCCCUGAGCUAUUACAGAUGCAUUCAGGUUAGACUGGGAAUUGCUUUGUAACUUAGGCACAUUGCCUGUUCUUUAGCUGAACAUACAGGAAAUUAAGAUGCUGGAGAAGAUUCAGUUAAUGACAAGUUUUGGGUGUGGCCAUGAAAUAAGUGGCCUAGGUGAUUAGGGGUUUAGAUCAUUGGAAGAGAGGAAAUCAUGGACCUGAUACGCCAAGGUAUUGGAUUUUUCCAGAAAAGGGAGCAGCCAUGAAGAACAAGAAGGAAAGAUGAGGAAGAACACUAGACAUACAGAGCAGUAUAAACAGCAGCUGGAAGCUGGGAAAUGUAUUUGGGAACUGCAAGAAGCUAAGUGUGGCUUGAGUGUAAAGAAGUGCUUAGCUGGAAAUGGUACAGAAGUAGGCAGUGGACAGUAUGGAGAGCUGCACGAGCUCUUGGUUGCCUACCCAACACCCUUGCUUCAGAGAGAGGCCCUCAAUUGUCUGAUUGCAAUGUGCCCAGGGAAGGUUGGUCCUAUCUCAUUCCCAGAGGAUAAAUUAUAACUAGUCUAAACCAGUCAUUUCAACUACUUUUCUCUUUGUCAGUCAUUAGUUUAGAUAUGGACAUAUGACCCAGUUCUGGGCAGUGAGUUAUGAGAGAAAGUACUGGUGUGUUUUAGAAAGAUUUUCUUCUCUGAUUGACAGACAGUAAAUCUCUGUAAACAUGGCUCUUUUCUUACCCAUUCCUUUCCUUCCUGCUUGGUACACUGUAGAAUGAAGACUUAAUGUCCAAGGUUAUAGCAGUCAACUUAUAAUUAUGAUGAAAAGCCAAUCCACUCAGAAUGGCAAAGAGCAAGGAAAAAAAGGUCCUGGAUCCUUGAGGACAUUAUUGACCUUUGAACCAGCCUAGGAACCACCCAUUUUCCAAGUGUCAUGUGAGAUAAAAGGUUUCUUGUUAUAGUGACUGUUGUCAGAUACUCUGUCACUCGAAGCUGAUUGCCUUCUAACAAAAGAACCUGGCAGAUCAUAGAUGACUUGGUAAAUAAUUUUGCUGCUUUUUUUAUUUGUAGCAGACAGUGUCAAAUGUUGACCAUAAAAAGAAAUGUAAACAUUUUUUUAAUUGAGCCAUUUUUUCUAUCAAAGAUUGAUUUAGAAGUUGUAGUUAAAUCAGAUAAUGGUUUUUAUUUUUGAAUAUUUAGAUUAUACUUAAUUUUCUCCUGUAUAGUCCCAAAGGAAGAAAGUAAUAAUUUACUAUUAGUUGUGUUUAGCUAAAACAAACAAGUUAACACCCCAAAAUACAUCUUUUUACAUGAAAUAUUCUUGAAGACACUAUAAAUAUAAAACAUUUCAAUAGCUAUUUGAAACUGGCCAAGAGUAAGCCAAGCACUUGGAAGAUUUUUUUACUAACCAAAAUUAGAUGAAGCCCCAUACAAAAUGCUAAGGAGCAAAAUAUACAAAAAUAACAAACUUUCAUUGAGCAUUCACGAUGUGGCAAACACUAUUGUAAGCAUCUUAAAAAAUUUAUGAAGUCAUUUAAUUCUAUGAGAUGCGUAACUGUUAUUGUCCCCAGGAGGCAUGGGAAGAAAAAGUAUGUUCCACUCUCAUAAAAGUGGAAAGUCCAGGAACCAGAACCCUGACAUUAUGGCUGCUGAGCCUGUGCACAUUGUUGCUACACCAUUUUGCCUUGAGGCAAUUGGACCCACCUGCCUCUCCUGAGUAUUCCUACCUAAGGGAGGAGAGAAUUUCCUGCCUUCACUGGUGCUGUUUUCCAGUGGAUAGAAAUGUUUUAUUUGCUCCAGACCAAAAUGGGCCAAAGCAGUGGUAUAUGCAUGUAUGUCCAUUUUUUAAUGCAGGAAUAUGAAGCUAGCUGCUCUCCAGUUAAGUAGGAAUUUAUAUCCCUUCAGGAAAACCCAGUUUUAUACACUAUUGCCCCACAUCAGAGUUAUCUCUAUGAUAAAUCAGUAGGGUGCUUAUAGGUUGUGCACAAAUGACUUUUGUAUCCCCUCAAAGAAAGAGUAUUUUUUCUGUCACCUUCCAUUUCUAGUGAUCUUUCAGCUCUAGGCAGCUCCCUGAGUGGUCCACCUCUAUUCUGGCUCUGAUCACAACCUGCAGCACAGAAAUAGUACAGAGGGCCAGUUAAUCUCAUGAUAUCCAAUUGUUGAUGAUUUCUUUCUAGCAGAACUGGAAAACUCUGCCCCAGGUUCUGCCUACUGGGAGAAUUUGGAGGCACCCUAAAGAGUAGUAGUGGGGAGUGUAUUCUAGUUGGCUUCAGCAUCCUUUGUUCUCAAGCCUGAGGUUUCCUGGUGGGUCAUUCAAGGCCUCUCACCUGAUCAUGGACAUGUGUCUCCUUGGUAUUUCUCCUUCAUUCUUUUAUGACACCUUCCCAUUUCCUUUAAAGAAAAGGGCUCUGUGACUCUGAUGGAACUGUCCAAUCACCGUGGCUUGUCCUCUUUGCCACAGGAGAGGGGCAUAUGUCACACUGGACUGACCAAAAUCCUUGCCUAGAAUAUACAGAAUUGGAAUAUAGGAAUAGCUUUUCCUUCAACUACAAGCUGCUAAGAUGUGAUUUCAGAGCCGUUUGAGGGUCAUUUCCCUGUGCAUUAAGAUAGAGAAUCAGAUUGCUGAUAACAUUGUUUGUGUCUUUAGAUAUAGAUGGGCCUGAAGCUGUAUCCCUGUCCUUUCCAAUUACAUUAGUCAGUAAAUCCCCUUUUUUGGCUA